This is a messenger RNA of Pleuronectes platessa (European plaice), 420 nucleotides long. Its product is annotated as eukaryotic translation initiation factor 4 gamma 3. Gene Ontology annotation, molecular function: translation initiation factor activity; protein binding; mRNA binding. The coding region runs from base 16 to 420 and encodes 134 amino acids. Gene Ontology annotation, cellular component: eukaryotic translation initiation factor 4F complex. The record is from RefSeq and is a predicted model, not a curated record. The transcript has 4 exons. NCBI's taxonomy places the organism in Eukaryota, Metazoa, Chordata, Actinopteri, Pleuronectiformes, Pleuronectidae.
CUUGCCAGGCUGCUGAUGAACUACGACAAAGAGUCUUUAGAGUGUCUGUGCAGCCUGCUCACCUCUAUCGUCAAGGACUUUGACUCAGAGAAGGCCAAGCCUUGGAUGGAUCAGUAUUUUAGGCAGAUUCAAAAAAUCGUCAGAGAGGGGAAGAUGGCGACCCGGACACGGGACAUGUUGCAGGAUAUUAUGGACCUGAGAUUGAACAACUGGGUGUCCAGAGGACCCGAGCAGGGUCCGAAACCCAUUUACCACAAGGAGGCCAAGACUAAAGACAAGGAGGAGCCGACAAAAGUGCAGCCUCAAAUGGACAAGAAGAUCCAGCAGGUCCCCUGGGCUAAAGUCAUAAUGCAAUACCGGAAGAAAGCGCAGGAAGCGCAGGAAGCCGCUGAGCGCUGCACCUCCUUUGUCUUAGCCUGA